AUGAACGGAGGUCCAGGAAGUUCCUCUAUGAUUGGCCUCAUGCAGGAAAAUGGACCCUGUAUUGUCAACGAGGAUUCCAAUUCCACAGAGCUCAAUCCUUGGUCCUGGAAUAACUAUGUCAAUAUGCUCUACAUUGAUCAGCCAAAUCAGGUCGGCUUCAGUUAUGAUGUCCCGACUAACGGUACCUUUGAUCAAGUCCAAGGUGCCUGGAACUUGUCGGAGUGGGCCGGUGUGCCCAAGCAGAAUAACACUUUCUAUGUUGGCACGACAGCCAGCCAAGAUAAGUCGACGGUAGCCAAUAGUACUGCAAACUCCGCGCGGUCACUGUGGCACUUUGCUCAGACCUGGUUCACCGAGUUUCCACAUUAUAAGCCCCAUGAUGACCGGGUCAGCAUCUGGACUGAGUCAUACGGCGGUCGCUACGGCCCAUCUUUCACUGCCUUCUUCCAGGAGCAAAACGAAAAGAUAAAAAAUGGCAGCAUCGAUACCCCGGGGGCAUCACACUACAUUCACCUAGAUACACUAGGCAUCAUUAACGGCUGCAUCGAUCUCCUGGUGCAGGAACCAACCUAUCCAGUAAUGGCAUACAACAAUACCUACGACAUCCAGGCCAUCAACAAGACCGUAUAUGAUAAUGCCAUGGAGGCAUGGAGUCGCCCUGGGGGAUGCAAAGACCUGAUCACGCACUGUCGCGCGCUGGCCGCAGAGGGCGAUCCGCAAAUGUAUGGCAACAAUGCAACCGUCAACAAAGCGUGCCAUAACGCCGACAAUUUCUGCAGCAACAACGUCGAAGGUGCAUACGUAGAAUACGCGGGCCGCGGCUACUACGACAUCACUCACAAGAACCCAGACCCUUUCCCACCGUCCUACUACUUGGGUUGGCUGAACCAGCACUGGGUGCAAGGUGCACUGGGCGUCCCAAUUAACUUCACUGAGUCAAGCAACGGUGCCUACGGCGCUUUCAAAUCUGUUGGGGACUAUCCACGUUCUGACGUUCACGGCUACCUCGAAGACCUGGCAUACGUGCUCGACUCGGGUAUCAAGGUCGCUCUCGUUUACGGUGACAGUGACUACGCUUGCAACUGGAUUGGAGGCGAAGAUGCCAGCUUGCUGGUCAACCAUGCUGGUGCUUCUGCUUUCCGGUCUGCUGGGUACACACCUCUACGCACGAAUUCCACGUAUAUUGGCGGCCAGGUCCGGCAGCAUGGCAACUUUUCUUUCACGCGUGUCUACGAUGCCGGUCAUGAAGUCCCGGCCUACCAGCCACAGACUGCAUACGAGAUCUUCUACCGGUCGCUCUUCAACCGCGAUCUGGCCACGGGCAAGAUCAAUACCGCACGUAAUGGCUCAUAUACCACAGAGGGGCCUGCGUCUACUUGGCUUAUCAAGAACAAGGUCCCGGAGAGUCCGGGUCCGGUCUGCUAUAUCCUUGCUUUGGACUCGACAUGCACUCAAGACCAGAUUGCAAGUGUGGUCAAUGGCUCAGCUGUUAUUCGUGAUUACAUUGUUGUGAAUGAAAAGUAG
This is a messenger RNA of Penicillium concentricum, 1524 nucleotides long. RefSeq names its product putative carboxypeptidase S1 (gene cp1). Gene Ontology annotation, molecular function: serine-type carboxypeptidase activity. The record is from RefSeq and is a predicted model, not a curated record. Gene Ontology annotation, biological process: proteolysis. Gene Ontology annotation, cellular component: fungal-type vacuole. Bases 1 to 1524 code for a protein of 507 amino acids. The transcript has a single exon. Lineage: Eukaryota; Fungi; Ascomycota; Eurotiomycetes; Eurotiales; Aspergillaceae.